Drosophila willistoni is the source of this 2790-nucleotide messenger RNA. RefSeq names its product putative sodium-coupled neutral amino acid transporter 10. The transcript has 4 exons. The record is from RefSeq and is a predicted model, not a curated record. Lineage: Eukaryota; Metazoa; Arthropoda; Insecta; Diptera; Drosophilidae. Bases 394 to 2742 code for a protein of 782 amino acids. Gene Ontology annotation, molecular function: amino acid transmembrane transporter activity. Gene Ontology annotation, biological process: amino acid transmembrane transport.
UAACCAGCUGGCAGCGGCAGGUCUAAUAUGUUUAAAAACUAAACACACGUAAAGCUUUAAAAAUGCGCAACAAGAACGGACAAAUAGACUACUGAAAUGGUCUAUUAAUGUUUGCCUAAAACAAAUAGCAUUAACAAUCAGCCAGAUGUAAAACCAGACAUUUUUAAAAGCCCAAAGCCGCUGACGCCGUUGACGGUUAUUUUUUGUUGUUGUGGUUUGAUCUUUUUUUCAUACUUCUUUUUUUGUUGUUGUUCAAUGCUUUGAUAACUAUUGCUUGUUCAAGUGCGACCGCGACCCCGUUAUCUGAGGAGAAAAACCAGAUAAACCUGUUCCCUGGAACUGCGAGAAGUGAAAGUGUAAAGACGCGCCUCCAGCUCCAGCUUUAGGCCAAAAAUGUUCUCACAUUCUGGACAUGUUAUGACUUUGGCCAAUAGCAUCAUUGGUGUUGGCAUCUUGGCCAUGCCAUUUUGUUUUCAAAAAUGCGGCAUCAUACUAUCCAUACUCCUUCUCAUUUUAAGCAAUGGCAUAACGCGAAUAUGCUGUCAUUAUCUGAUAAAAACUUCACUAUUGACACGUCGCAAAAGUUUUGAACUCUUGGGUCUGCACGCAUUCGGCACGUCAGGCAAACUGCUUGUGGAGUUAUGCAUCAUUGGCUAUCUAAUUGGAACAUGCAUUACCUAUUUCGUGGUCGUUGGUGAUUUGGGUCCACAAAUUGUGGCUAAAAUCUUCAACAUUGAUGCUGAUUCACCGCGUCUCCAAACUUCACACCUACGUAUUGGUGUCAUGCUGGUGAUAACUCUAAUUUGCAUAUUACCGCUGGGCAUGCUUCGCAAUGUGGAUAGUCUGUCCGCUGUGUGCACAGCGUCCAUAGGAUUUUAUCUUUGCCUAAUGCUGAAAAUUGUUCUCGAAUCGGAGACACAUAUAUCGGCCAAUGAUUGGACGAGCAAGGUCCUUUACUGGGAACCAUCGGGUGUUCUACAAUGUUUGCCCAUCUUCAGUAUGGCCUUAUCAUGUCAAAUGCAACUUUUCGAGGUCUUUGAGAGCAUAAAUAAUCAAAGUUUGGAUAAGUUAAAUGGCAUUGUUCGUAAUGCCACUUGGAUCUGCACUCUGGUCUAUAUAGCUGUUGGUUUCUUUGGCUAUGUUGCCUUUUGUACUUAUAAUUUUUCGGGUAACAUUUUAGUCAAUCUCUCGCCUUCGUUUGGCAGUGAUAUAAUUAAAAUUGGUUUUGUUUUAUCGAUAGCUUUUAGUUUUCCAUUAGUUAUAUUUCCAUGCAGAGCGAGUAUAUACUCCCUGCUAUAUCGUAAGGGUCAUACCGAAUCGAGUAGCUAUAUACCGGAGCAAAGAUUUCGUUUUAUAACCAUUUUUAUAGUAGGCUUCUCGCUAUGUGUGGCCCUGGUUAUUCCUUCCGUAGAGUUAAUCAUUGGCUUGGUGGGUUCCACCAUAGGUGUAGCCAUUUGUAUUAUGUUUCCAGCUUCUAGUUUCCGUAAGAUUAUCAAGAAGGAUUCAUCCGAAAGAACGUUGGCUCAGUUUGUAUUUGUCAGUGGCUUUUGUUUAAUGGUUCUGGGCACCUAUGCCAAUUUGAAUGCCAUCGAUGAAAAGAGUUCGGGUCCAGAAUUCGAUGUUGGACAAAUUGUUACACCUCUGACGGUGAUUAAAGCAGAAUUACCCAAACAUUUAGCUAAAGAUGUAGAUCAAAUAAAUAAUCCUAAUCCUGUAGAUCCAAUUGUGGAUGUAAAGACAUUGGAGGAUAAUAUAAAAAUAAUUAAAGAACAUGAGGAGAAGCCUCUGGCAAAGGUUUCUUCAGAAAGCCCACCUUUGCCACCACUGCCAGAAGAUGAGACACAUGGCCAAGAUUCAGAGAUUGUAGAUAAAAAAGUUGAGAAAGUCGAAGAGGAAUCUUUAAUUAAAUUAAGCCAAAUUAAAGCAAAGCCAGCAGAGAUUCCUACAGAAAAACAGGCACCAGAAAAUAUUGACAAGGCCGCCAUUAAAAAGGAAGAGGAAAUCACUGCCGAGGAGCAAAAAGAAAGCAAAGCUCGAGCGGAUGAAUUGGAUAAAACCAAAAAAGAACUUAAAAAGACCAAGGAACUGCUGGAGCGUACUGUGGAUGAACUCAAUGAUGAGUUGGCUAAACAAAAACAAGUACAACCUGCACCUGAACCUGAAAUGAAACCCGAGCCCCAAGCAAAACCGAAAUCAGCCUCAUUGAUUGAAAUUCUAACAGAAAACGCUCAUGCCAGAGAGGAGAAGGAAGCUCAUGACAAGGUCUUUGAGCCCUUGUCAUAUAAACAGGGAGAACUGAUGAAAAAUGCCAGUGCCAAAAUUAAGAUAGGACCAGCAGCAGCAUCACCAGCAUCACCUCCAGAAUUGGUCAAAAGAUUGCCUCUGCCGCUGGCAUUGCUCGUUAAUGUAACACACAGCCAGCCGCUAGUUGCCAACGCUUCUCUGAAUGGGGAAAAUGUCGAGGCUAUUCGACGAGAAUUAUUGCAUUUAAAAAUUGAAAAGGAGAUGACCACAUUGACGCCCUCUCAUCAUGCGGAGCGCAUUAAACGUGAGGCCAGUGAACAGAAGCAAGAGAAUUGUCUUCCCGAACCCAAAUUAAAGGAAAUAAAUGCCGGCCCAGCCGCCUUAAGUUUGCAUAUUGAAAAUAUUGGCAGAGAUCUGAAAUCUCUGGAUGAACAUGACGAGGAUGUUACCACAUCCAUUGCUCCAAUUGUAAAUACAACCAGUAUACCACCAAGAUGACCUAUAUGAAAAGAAAAAGAAGAAUUAUACGUAUACCAAAAUAUAUAU